AUGGCCUCUGUCUCCCUAUCUUUUUCUGUCUCCCUCACCACUAGGCUUGGAGUGGAGCGAACAACAACACAGAAACAGACACAUUCAACGUGUAGGAAUCAAUGGCUUCAUCUCAAUGUGCUCACAACAUCAAGAACCUUCCUUUGUGUUAGUGAGGGGCUCAGACCAGAUCCGGUGGUCAAGAAACAGGAAGUGUAUCCACAGAAUGUGGAUCUUCCACCCAUACUGCCAAAGAACAAGAAAAAACCUUACCCAAUCCCACUCAAAAAGAUCCAGCAGGCAGCAAGGGCUGACAAAAAAAUUGCUGAAAUGGGAAAAGAGAAGCCUCUUAAGCCUCCAAAGAAUGGAAUACUUGUGCCUGAUCUGAUUCCUGUUGCUUAUGAUGUAUUGGAGGCCUGGAAAAUUCUGAUAAAGGGCCUGGGGCAGCUUUUACAUGUUGUUCCUGUCUAUGGUUGCAGUGACUGCUCUGAAGUCCAUGUGGGCCAGACAGGUCAUAAUAUCCAGGACUGCCAUGGCCCAGGCAGUCAAAAACGCAGAAGUUUCCACUCAUGGGUCAAAGGUUCUAUCAAUGAUGUUCUUCUUCCUGUUGAAUCAUACCACCUUUAUGACCCUUUUGGUCGGAGAAUAAAGCAUGAGACCAGGUUUGACUAUGACAGGAUUCCAGCUGUUGUGGAGCUGUGCAUCCAAGCAGGGGUUGAUUUACCAGGAUAUCCUUCACGUAGAAGAAACGAACCCAUUAGAAUGUUUGGGAAGAAAGUGAUCGACCGAGGUGGAUUUGUUGAGGAGCCAAAACCAUGCCAAUCUAGAGACUCUUACCCACUCAUGGAACUUGAUACAUUUGGGGAUCAUGUUAUGCGUUUUUCACCUCUUGCAGCAUCUGAUGUUUCAAAAAUUGCACAGGAGACUCUCAAUGCGUACGAGAAGGUGAGAUGGGGUGUGAGGAAGUUGAUGAGGAAAUAUCCAGUGAAGGCAUGUGGGUAUUGCUCUGAGGUUCAUGUUGGACCAUGGGGGCACAAUGCAAAGCUUUGUGGUGCAUUUAAGCACCAGUGGAGAGAUGGGAAACAUGGUUGGCAGGAUGCAACUGUAGAUGAAGUUGUCCCACCAAAUUAUGUAUGGCAUGUGCAGGAUCCAAAGGGACCCCCAUUGAUAGGUUUGCUGAAGCAGUUCUAUGGUAAGGCUCCGGCUGUUGUAGAAAUGUGCAUGCAUGCAGGUGCAGAAGUCCCUGAUAAGUACAAGCCCAUGAUGAGGCUUGACAUCGUGGUUCCGGCCUCUGAUGAAGCUCGUUUAGCCGCAUAAAAUCGAAGAUAGCUGAAGUUUAUGCUCCUUAUACAACAUAUUAUGCACGAAUGUAUAGUGCCCCAAAGGUAAUAUAUUUCUUGUGUCAA
This is a messenger RNA of Telopea speciosissima, 1385 nucleotides long. RefSeq names its product APO protein 1, chloroplastic-like. Gene Ontology annotation, molecular function: RNA binding. The transcript has 3 exons. Bases 1 to 1296 code for a protein of 431 amino acids. NCBI's taxonomy places the organism in Eukaryota, Viridiplantae, Streptophyta, Magnoliopsida, Proteales, Proteaceae. The record is from RefSeq and is a predicted model, not a curated record.